Strigops habroptila (Kakapo) is the source of this 3925-nucleotide messenger RNA. It is a transcript of the gene ITGB3, whose product is annotated as integrin subunit beta 3. Lineage: Eukaryota; Metazoa; Chordata; Aves; Psittaciformes; Psittacidae. The record is from RefSeq and is a predicted model, not a curated record. Gene Ontology annotation, biological process: cell migration; integrin-mediated signaling pathway; cell-matrix adhesion. Gene Ontology annotation, molecular function: integrin binding; fibronectin binding; fibrinogen binding. The transcript has 15 exons. Bases 69 to 2663 code for a protein of 864 amino acids. Gene Ontology annotation, cellular component: focal adhesion; integrin complex; cell surface.
CUACUGCUUCCAUUGGCAGAGCCCAACCUUUGCCCGAGGCAUUGGAACAACCACAACCUGCUACCAGGAUGUUCCUGGACUCCUGCCCUUUCCCUCCCCUCAUUUCCCUGUGUAUGAACCUGGGCCAAGACCGGCUGCAGAGUUUAGUGUGUGCACAAGAAGGCACCGACCACACUGUGUCAGGGGCGGUGGGAAGAGGCAGCAGUUCCCCAGCCGCUGGCAGAGCUGCGGGUACCGCGUUGUGCCCCUGGGAAUUCACCCCUGUAUCCCUCCCUGUGCCCCAAAACAUCUGCAGGGAGGCACAAGGGGAGAUGUCCCUCACUCCAACACGUGUGACACUGAAAGGAUGGAUGGGGGGAUCCUUUAAGGAGCCAGCAGGGGGUAACAUCUGCACCACCCGCGGGGUGAACUCCUGCAAGCAGUGCCUGGCCGUGAGCCCCCUCUGUGCCUGGUGCUCUGCCGAGGUCUUGGCACAAGGGUCCCCUCGCUGUGACCUGCGCACCAACCUCCUGGAGAACGGCUGCGGGCACGACUACAUCGAGUUCCCCACCAGCAGCGUCACCAUCCUGGAGGACAGACCCCUCAGCGACAAGGGCUCGGGGAGCUCCAUCACCACCCAGAUGAGCCCCCAGAGAAUACGGCUGAACCUGCGUCCAGAUGAUUCCCAGAUCUUUCGUGUCCAAGUGCGGCAAGUGGAAGACUACCCCGUGGACAUCUACUACCUGAUGGAUCUGUCCAACUCCAUGAAGGACGAUCUGAGGAACAUCCAGAACCUGGGCACAAAGCUGGCCAGUGAGAUGCGCAAGCUCACCAGCAACCUACGCAUCGGCUUUGGAGCCUUUGUGGACAAGCCCAUUUCCCCCUACAUGUAUAUCUCUCCUCCAGAAGCCAUCAUCAACCCUUGCUAUGAGAUCGGGGAAACCUGCCUGCCCAUGUUUGGGUACAAACACGUCCUGUCGCUCACGGACGAGGUGACCCGCUUCAACGAGGAGGUGCGGAAGCAGAGUGUCUCACGGAACCGCGACGCGCCCGAAGGUGGCUUCGAUGCCAUCAUCCAGGCCACCGUGUGUGAUGAGAAAAUCGGCUGGAGGAAUGAUGCUUCCCACCUCCUCGUCUUCACCACGGAUGCCAAGACCCACAUCGCGCUGGAUGGCAGGCUGGCUGGCAUCGUGCAGCCCAAUGAUGCCCAGUGCCACAUUGACGAGGACAAUUUCUACUCUGCCUCCACCACACUGGACUAUCCCUCUCUGGGCCUGAUGACUGAGAAACUCUCACAGAAGAACAUCAACUUGAUCUUUGCUGUGACAGAUACAGUUGUUGGCCUCUACCAGAACUACAGCGAGCUGAUCCCAGGCACAACUGUGGGCACCUUGUCCAGAGACUCCAGCAAUGUCCUGCAGCUCAUAGUGGACUCCUACGGGAAAAUCCGCUCCAAGGUGGAACUGGAGGUGCGUGAUCUCCCUGAAGAGCUGUCCCUGGCCUUCAAUGCCACCUGCCUCAACGACGAGGUCAUCCCUGGGCUCAAGUCUUGCAUGGGCCUCAAGAUUGGGGACACGGUGAGCUUCAGCAUCGAGGCCAAGGUACGGGGAUGCCCCCAGGAGCGGGAGAAAUCCUUCACCAUCAAACCCGUGGGCUUCAAGGACAGCCUGACAGUGGUGGUGAACUUCGACUGCGACUGCUCCUGCGAGAGCCAAGCGGAGGCCAACAGCACAUCCUGCAGCCGAGGCAACGGCACGCUGGAGUGCGGCGUGUGCCGCUGCAACGCCGGGCGCCUCGGCUCGCACUGCGAGUGCUCGGAGGAGGAGUACAACCCCUCGCAGCAGGACAACUGCAGCCCCCGGGCGGGCCAGCCCCUCUGCAGCCAGCGCGGAGAGUGCAUCUGCGGGCAGUGCGUGUGCCACAGCAGCGACUUCGGGAAGGUGACGGGCAAGUACUGCGAGUGCGACGACUUCUCCUGCGUGCGCUUCAAGGGGCAGAUGUGCUCAGGCCAUGGGCAGUGCAGCUGCGGGGACUGUCUGUGUGACUCGGACUGGACCGGUGACUACUGCAACUGCACCACGCGCACCGACACGUGCAUGUCCAGCACCGGGCUGGUGUGCAGCGGCCACGGCUCCUGCAUCUGCGGCAAGUGCGACUGCACCCAGCCCGGCUCCUACGGAGACACCUGCGAGAAGUGCCCCACGUGCCCGGACGCCUGCACCAUCAAAAAGGAGUGCGUGGAGUGCAAGAAGUUUGAGCGGGGGACACUGGUGGAGCAGCAAUCCUGCAGCCGCAUGUGCCGCGAUGAGAUUGAGACCGUGCAGGAACUGAGUGACAGGGGCAAGGACGCCGUGAACUGCACCUACAAGGAUGAGAAUGACUGUGUGGUGCGGUUCCAGUACUACGAGGACUCCAGCGGCAAGUCCAUCCUCUAUGUUAUCGAGGAGCCCGACUGCCCGAAGGGGCCGGACGUCCUGGUGGUCCUGCUCUCGGUGACAGGCGCCAUCCUGCUCAUCGGCCUCGCUGCUCUGCUCAUCUGGAAGCUCCUCAUCACCAUCCACGACCGCCGGGAGUUCGCCCGUUUUGAGGAGGAGAAAGCCAGGGCCAAGUGGGACACGGGCCACAACCCUUUAUAUAAAGAGGCUACAUCUACCUUCACCAACAUCACGUACCGUGGGAACUAAGGAUGCCGCAUCCAGCGCUGCCGUGGGAUCAGCCGAGGAUCUGUGUGAUCUGUUGGAGUCCAGUUUACAGAAGAGCUUGAGCGUGUUUCUGUGUGUGUGUGAGUGCGUCUGUGUGUAAUUUAACAACCCCUCGACUGCCUCCCGAGCCCUGUAACUGCAGGGACGUGCUUUCCACGGCAAACCUCUUGUCCUUACCUCGGCGGGUAGCCCCGCGGGAGCCGGCGGCCGCUCCAUACACUGAACACGGAGAAACGGGACUUUCCCUGCCUGGCCGGUUUGUGAACCCUUUGGUGCUCAUUGGGCCAAGUGGAUUUCAAGAGCAGAUGCUCAAACCAAGUGCUGAGCUGCGAUCUCCUCCUUGGCCCGUGCUGGUGAAGCUCUGCCUGCUCCAAGCAUCCCUUUGUGUACCGGACCGAUGUGGACCCCCCUGGGCACAGGAGCCAUCUCCAGGGGGUCAGGGCAGCUCCACUCACUGCCUGCAGGCGGGAGCCAUCACCUGGCUUUGUGGGUUGAGGACGCUGCUCGAGCAACCCAGCAGCCAUGUGUUUCUGGCACUGAUCCGGCUCAGGAUGGUAUAAAGCAGUGCCCCAGCAUCACGGUGCCUUCCUUCCAGGUUCUACCACUGGCCAACUCUACGUAGCAUCAGCUCUGCUGGUCCCAGCUGCAGCCCCUGGGAUGGUGCUGAGCUCCCCAUGUCCCCCUCCACUGCCUCCGUGCCACAAAGCACAGGGAUGCACAGGCAGCAGCCUCAGGAAGGUCGUGAUGCCCGUUAUCCCCUGAGCCUGGCCACCUUUCUUCCUUGUCUCUGCUUUUUGGGCUGUGUAACUGCACCACGCUUGGUUUUCUGCAUAGCUCAGGGUUCCAGGAGAGCAGGAAGCGUUCAGGCCGUGUCCUGCUGCCUGGAGCUGUGUGUCACCCGUGGUUUGUCCUGUGGGGAAAAACAAAGCAAUGUCCUGGUAGUAGAGUUUGCUGUAAUAGUAGUGCUGCCCUGCCCCUGCCCCAGGCAGAGCACAAGUGGUGCUAUGGGUAGGUCUGGUCCCCUCGAUUGCACCAAAAAGCAUCAGCGACCUUGUGCCUGGUGUGGGGCUGGCCCCGAGGGCCCCAGCAGCGCGGUGGCUGUGUCCCUGCUGCUCCCUGGCUGGUCUGUCCCCAGGCCCAGCAGUGUGGGAGCAGAGGCAGGGGUUGGAUGGGCAGCACUAGAACAGCAGCGAUUCACACCAUGGAAAUAACUAUCAAUACAAUAAAAGAUGUCAAACACAGCA